ACACCAGAUGUGCCCCUCCCUCUCUCUCUCUCUCUCUCUCUCCAGUCUCCUUAUAAAUAUACAUUUACACAGAAACAUCUCUUUGUAUGAAAAGAUACAUAAAGAACCGUAGUCCAUAUACAAGGGAGGAGGAUAAGAAAGACGAUGGGGUUACAGAACCAUCUAAACGACGUCUCAUCUGAUUCCAUCCCCUUGUUGUUGUUAGCACUCAUCGCCAAAUGCGUCGAUCAUCUUCGUUGUUUCUUUUUCAGUCUCUUUCACUCUGUCGGUUUUUCUAGAUUCAACCCUUCUCGCGCCGUCGACGAUGGCUUUUUGUCCUCAAUGGGCUCUGGUCUCGCCGGUCUCAUCCUCUUCUCCGAGCAGGUCAACCUUAAUCGCGUUUUCUCUUACAGGUACUGUUGUGGCGGUGAUGAUUUAACGAAUAAAGGAGGAUCGGUUUGUGUAGUGUGCUUGUGCACGCUAAGAGAUGGUGACCAGGUCAGAAAACUUGAUUGCUGUCACGUGUUUCACAAAGACUGCUUUGAUGGGUGGCUUGAUCAUCUUAAUUUCAACUGCCCUCUUUGCCGAUCGCCUCUUGUUUCCGAUGAGCGCGUCGAUUUCACGCGGAGGCGCGUUGGUGGCGAUGUAGUGGAUUGGUUCUCUAUGAGGUGAUGCUUUUGCCUGAUGCGGUGCUGACUGCUGAGGACGGUGGUGGUGGUGGCGGUGGCGGAGGGAUUUUUUAUUACUAUUAUUAUUUUUGAAAAUGGAUUUCUCCUCUUCAUUUUCAUUUAAAAAUUUUUGCCACUUGUUUUUUUUAAAUUUCUUUAUUUUCUCUUUUCUUUU
Messenger RNA from Jatropha curcas, 822 nucleotides. It is a transcript of the gene RHA2A, whose product is annotated as RING-H2 finger A2A. Gene Ontology annotation, biological process: protein ubiquitination. Gene Ontology annotation, molecular function: ubiquitin protein ligase activity. The record is from RefSeq and is a predicted model, not a curated record. NCBI's taxonomy places the organism in Eukaryota, Viridiplantae, Streptophyta, Magnoliopsida, Malpighiales, Euphorbiaceae.